CCUUUGCCUGCGAGGUUGAAGGAUGCGGUCGUCACUUCUCCGUGGUCUCAAAUCUGCGGAGGCACAAGAAGGUCCACAAGGGCGAUGCUCGCUCUGAGGCCGGCUCUGAAGACCACCAAUCCGAUUAAUCGGAUUUUACUCGCCACAUUCACAUGUACAACAAGCUGCCACGGUAGCAUUGAUGUCCUCGAAACGAUCCGCGGCGAGUAGGAUUCGUACGAGCUCACGAGUUUUCCCGGUUCGAGUCAUGACCAACAGUCUACACCCACUUUCGACACCAAAACACCCUCCACAUCCUGCGAGUGGCUCGACAACGGGGUUGCGACAUUUCAAAAUUUCUUAUAGACGGUUCUCGUUUUUUUCAUCGGGUUUCCCACGAUACCAUUCUUACAAUCGUUAUAAUAUCCAUCUAUCUGCGAGCGAAAGAGACAAAAGUCGGGCGGCGGCACAGGAAUUGGCGGGCAGGUUGUCACUUUCGGAUCAUCGUCAUAAAGGGUGUCUCAUGAUAUGUUGGAGAUCUUCUACCAAUUUUUUUUUUGGCUUAUUUUUGCCUUCGACGUAUUCGAGCCCGCGGGCUCCGGAACGAUGCGGCAGAAUCUACGGCGCCUCAUGGUUUCGAGGUACGCACAGGAAAGGGAGGAACUGUAGGAGGAGAAAGGGGGACAAGGGAGCGCGGAUUCGCUUCACUGUCGAUCUCUCAACCCCACACCACACAACCCCAAGAUACGGGUCAGGUUGGUGGCUGGACCAACCACGUUCUCGUGCAUUUUCGGUUUUCAAAUGUUCGAAAGAGGAAGAAGAUCUCCAAGAGGUUGUGGAGGACCUGGCGAUACCCUCACCCUUGGCGUUGAAAGGACAUUGGGCUGCACUUUUGUUUUUUCGCUGCGUUUUUCAUCACCCGUUAUUUUGUUGCGCGCUCAUCAUGUCAUUUCAGCCCGUUUGGGAUAUUCCACCCAAGGGUCACUUUCUAGAUGACGAAACCAGAGGUCGGUGCUUCGGCGGCACACCUCGCAAAAACUCGACCUUGUUCCCAAACCGGGAGGGCGACUUGUAGUACUAGCUUCCACACGAUGAUUAUACCCAUCAUACUAAGAAAUGCCAUUGCAUUUUCUAGUUUGCAUCGUCUAGGAUUUUUUUUUUUACUUCAAUCUUGAUACUCUACUCGUGACUUGAGCAGAGAAAAAGAGCAAAAAAACGAAUGACGGCGGGGGCGGCGAUGGACAAUGGAAUGGGUUGUGGUUUUAGGAAUCACUGGAUAUGGGUAUCAACGCACAUAGUACAUUGCGGACAGUAUAAUGUAAU
Molecule: messenger RNA, 1302 nt
Organism: Colletotrichum phormii
Lineage: Eukaryota; Fungi; Ascomycota; Sordariomycetes; Glomerellales; Glomerellaceae
Exons: 1
Coding region: 182-1054 (290 amino acids)
Source: RefSeq, a predicted model, not a curated record